Messenger RNA from Schistosoma intercalatum, 2444 nucleotides. NCBI's taxonomy places the organism in Eukaryota, Metazoa, Platyhelminthes, Trematoda, Strigeidida, Schistosomatidae. The record is from the annotation of a GenBank genome assembly.
UUUGUUUCAGAUUUUGUUUGUUAAUCACCGAUGAAUGACGAUUCUAAUAGUCUUCGAGAAAGGGUUCUCAAUUUGUUCAAUUUAUCACGGGGAGCCCUUACACAAAAGCAUUUUGAAAAGGAAUUUUCUGACGUAUCACUCACUACCAUCCUACCCAUCUUAAAUGCAUUACAAAAGGAGGGGAUGUUGGAUGUCUUGGUCAAUGCAGAUAGGACUUUAUCAUGGCAACUUAGAGAUCAAAAUUCGACUGAGAAGUUGAAAAGCUUAUCGGAUCUGGAAGAACGUUUGGUUUACAAUGCUGUACGUAACGCCGGUGAAGACGCUGCAUCACUGAAGCUAAUUAGUUCAGAAACUAAACUCCCUCAAAACCGCAUACCUAGGAUACUAAAAUCACUCAUUUCUAAGAAGAUGAUCAAAGAAGUGCCGAUGGCUGUUGGUCACAAGCAGAAAGUUUACUUGCUAAUGGAAUUAGAACCCAGUGAAAAGUUGUCUGCAAAUACAUUAUUCGCUGGGGAAUCUGGUGUGGAUGCAGAGUUCAUUUCUAUUUUGAGAACAGCCUGCUUGAAGUAUCUUCAGGAUAAGGCGAAUUCAGCCUCUCAUAUUGCUGAUCCAUUAGAACGUUGGCAAGCUUCAUAUGUUUCCUGUGAAGAAAUCCAUCGGUUUAUUACCAACACAAAAAUUUGCACGAUAACUUGCAUUUUUAUAUUUUGUGACAAACAACAAUCUUUAACACAAGAUAGUACCUCGAAUUUCAUCUCUAAUUAGUACGAAUUACUAACUACUACUGAACCUCUGGGCGAACAGACUGCCUGGUAUUCCGUACAAGAACGCUGAAAAUACUUCUUUUGCACUGGUUGUUUUCGCCUUCACAUCUAGUUUCAUUGGUAGACUUAGAAAAGCAUAUUCAGGUAUACUCAAAAUUAUACUGUGAAAGUGAUGAUUUAGAGUAAGAACAAGUUUUUAUAUCAUGAAAACUUUAAGUCUAUACACCAAUGAAUAGCGAGUGAUCUGUGCGUGGUAUUUUAUUUUCGUAGUCUAUAUACUUCUGGAUUGUUUUGCAGUUUUUUUACUUCCUGACGAAAUAAUCUCAUUUCGAUUUUUCAUAAAUUUAUAUGGUGUAAAUGUUCAUAUAUGUUUUAGCUUUUUAUGAUACAGUUAAUCGUCUCGAAUUUUUUUAAUUUCCUAUCUUGUGCAUACGAAAAACUUAAUUUUGUUAGUCAAAUACUAGCUAUUUAUCCUUGAUACUUUUCAGAAAGUGGAAAAUAACUCGUCAACAAACAUGACACGGUUGGGCAACUUUAUACAUGUCUAACGAUAAAGCGUAACAUUAGGCAAAUAUCUGUAUUCAUUUGCUGCAUAUGACCAAUUACUUUCUAUCUGUUAAUAUGUUAGUGGGUAUAACUCACAAAGUACAAGCUUGUAUUCUCAUUUGUAGGCUAGAUACUAAGUGUGUAUAACAUUUAGAUAAUUCAUAUUGUCUUCGUCGAUUAAUUCAGCAUCCUCUUGAAUCACCGAAUAAUGAUCUGAUUCAUGUAUGACAAUGCCUUCGAAUUAUUUAGUUGGUGGAUAUACCGAAUGCAUCGAUCAUGUGCUAGGAGAAAAGCACUUGUAAGUUGGGUGCUAUUUAGCAUUUAUAAAACGUUCACGAUAAAUAACUCUGGUGGGGAGUCGGCAUAUCUUCAUUUUGCUUAUUUGCUACAGUUUCUUGAAGAUGGAUUCGAUGUUAUCGUUUAAACCAUCAAGACAAUUAAUUUACCACACAUUUAGAACUCUAUUGUGUUUUGCAUUGUGGAAGUUAUUUCAUAAUCCCGUAUUUUCAGUGACUGAAUAAGUCAGAAAACAUAGACACAGUGGCCACAUGUUGUGGUUUAAGGGGAGAUAGAUCUGUGUUUUUCAAUAUUUCUAUAGCUGUUAUGUGAUAUUAUUUUUCGGUUUUCGAAGUAAUGAGUUAUUUCAGAUGGCUCAUCAGUAGUAUUUCCUCUUUGUUUAAUUUCAUCUAUGUGUUUUGAUGUUUGAAUGGACGGCUAAUAGUUCUUACAAGGUUUAUGUCUCUCUAAACGAACGUGAGUUCCCGUAUCAUUUCUAUAACACAUACCCCUUGAAUUUAUUUGAAGGUCUUUGGUUGGUAACAUUCGGCGACAUUGAUUGUCAAUCGGUAAUAAUAUUUACCUUUUAUUACACUUUAAUAUGUAUUUUUUUAAAAGAAACAAUUAGUAUUCAGAAGAUACGAGUCUGUUAGCUUUGGGUGAAAUUUCCCGUCCAUAAAAAGACAGUGGCAGUCGAACAAGUUGUGGAAUCUUUUUUCUGAUAAGUCAAAGUAUCAUAAUAUAGUUUACUGUAUUCUCAUCACUACUACAACUUUCUUACUCCAUAUAAACUUAAAGAUAGGUGAUAUCAUAUUAUUGUACGAAAACAUAGGCUUUGGCAAAUUAAGCCCAUUUUCC